AUGCCCCCUGUGCAGCCUGGCACUCAACAUCGAACUUUUGACCGGACCGAUCGCACCGCGUGGCCUCCUAGGCGGAACCGCAGCUGCAGAGGGCAGAGAUGUGAGCGUUGCGGCAGACUCGUGACGCUGCUCGGCGUCGACGGCUUCGGCAUCGUCCGGAGGCGACACGAGCGGAGAUGCUCGCUUGAUGCGGCGCAAGUCCCGGCGAUUCAGCCACUGGAGACUGAGCAGCCUGUCACUGCGGCUGCAUCAUCCAGCAGUGCAGCGCCGAGAGGAGGUGAGACGGAAGUGCCGCUGCAGCCAGCACCGGUGCCGGCUGUUGAGGAGGAGACGCGCUGGCGCUUCCAUCCUUUCAGCCGGCUGCGGAGCGUGCUCAGAUGUAGCAGGAGGCAGCGGCCACUGCAAAAAGAGGUUUCGUCCCCCCUGCUGGAUGACACGGCAGCGCCCGUCACGCCCGGUGAGGCUGCCGCUCCAAGCAGCGCUCGGGCCCGGGGCACGCCGAAGGAGUCGAGCCUUCUUUCCGCGCUCCGCGUCCCUGAAGCUCUCGAGCGGCUGGCAGCAGGGAGGCUCGACGGGUACACACCGCUUGAGAAAGUCUGGCUACAGCGGGUGGCUGACAAAGCAACCGUAGCGCGUCAAAGUGUGAAAGCGCCGCCGGAGGGUGAAGGUUGGCACGGACCGCUGGAGAGCAGCGAGGGCGGCUGGAGUUUACAGCUCUGGUACAAGUGGUCUUCCACGACGGUGAUCUCUACUGUCUCUCGCUUGGCCCUUCCCGGAAGCUUCCGCGAGGUGUUGUCGUUCUUCCGCGAGGCAGAUCUUGCAACCAACUGGUUGCCGUUCGUGAGUGGUGGAGACUGCUCGUUUUCCCAAGAUCUUCCGGCCCUCCUGACCAGCGUGCGAAUCAAAUUGCCCCUGAUCCCCUACUCCCUGCAGACGCUGAUACAUCGGGCUUUCAUCGAUGAUUUCGGCGCGGCUUCCUUGCCUGGGGUGUGCAUCGUUGAGUGGACGCCUGAGGAGACGGAGCAAACUGGUUACUGUGGGAUGCCGGUCCCUCCGAGACCGCCCCGGUCCUCGGCCAUGCAGGUCCAACUCGCAGCGACCCUUGUCUGCUCCGAACCCGACGAACAGAACCGCUGCAUCGUCAUCAUGGCUAACCAGAACGACUUCAAAGUCAACAAUUGGUUGGUCCCCAAUAUGGCCCUGAGGAAGUUUCUUGCCAUCAACUCCAGAGUUGUGGCAAACAACCUGUCUGCGUGCCUGGAGGACAUGGAGCGAGUUGGGUACAGCCAGCGUAUAGAGAAAGAUGCCCAGGGCUUCUACGCGGCUGUGAGGCAGUCAAGGGCCAGGCUGCAGCCAAGGCGUGAAAGUCACGAUCCCUGA
Messenger RNA from Symbiodinium sp. CCMP2592, 1380 nucleotides. Lineage: Eukaryota; Dinophyceae; Suessiales; Symbiodiniaceae. The record is from the annotation of a GenBank genome assembly.